Molecule: messenger RNA, 1032 nt
Organism: Lingula anatina
Lineage: Eukaryota; Metazoa; Brachiopoda; Lingulata; Lingulida; Lingulidae
Product: 2-Hydroxyacid oxidase 2-like
Molecular function (GO): oxidoreductase activity; FMN binding
Source: RefSeq, a predicted model, not a curated record
AUGUCUAACAUUUGGGUGUCUGCAUUCGUCUGCAGACAGCCACUGAGGCGGUCCUAUGUAUUCCGCCAUGGCUGCCUUGCUGGUUCUGAUUGUACUGAUGACGGCAACUCGUACUCUCAGCAGUGCAUUGCCCCGACUGCUUUCCAAAAAUGGUUCCAUCCAGAAGGAGUGAUAGGCACAGCAUUGGGUGCCGCUGCCAAAAACGCCCUCAUGAUCCUCGCUGAGGGCACGGGCACUCCGUUGGAGGCUGUACACAAAGCGGUUCCAAACGGACAUCGUUGGAUGCAAGUGUACAUGGUGAAGCCGAGGAACGACAUGCUGAGGCACAUUAGGAGAGUUGAAGCGGCUGGUUACCAGGCCAUAGUGCUAACCAUAGACGAUGUACCCUCCAGACGGAUAUCUUACUCUUCUUUACGGGGGGAAUUCGAAUUCCCCGCUUCGAUCGACUUUGUCAAUCUUCCCAGACCAGUAAUUGGUGGCACCAUAGCCGACUCUGUUCAUCAAAUCAACACAGUCACAUGGGACGAUGUUGAUUGGUUGAAAAACGUGACACGUCUCCCAAUCAUUCUUAAGGGAAUUUUAACCCCAGAGGACGCAGAAAUUGCGGUGCGCCAUGGUGUGGAUGGCGUGUAUGUAUCCAACCACGGUGGCCGCACACUUGAUGGUACUACAGCCUCUAUCAAUGCGCUCUGGGAUGUGGUGCGUGCCGUUAGGGGGCGAUGUGAGGUUUACCUCGACGGAGGAAUUCGGAACGGAAGGGACGUUUACACGGCGCUAGCUCUAGGAGCCAAAGCUGUCUUUAUUGGUCGUCCUGCUAUCUAUGGUCUGGCCACAAACGGCUCCCAGGGUGUUCAAGACGUGAUUGAGAUAUUGACUAACGAACUAGAAAGUACAAUGGCGCUCACAGGCGUGACCCGAGUAUGCGAUAUCAGUCCUUCCUAUGUUGUGAAGCAAAGUUACUACGAGACUCUCAAUAGACCACCAUGUCGCCAGUUUUCAUCAAAGCAACUUUCGGUUAACUUCGUGGGCUAG